AUGCAACCUCCCCAGACACCCCAGCCGGGUCCUUCUGGGGCGCCUCAUCAACAGGGGCAGUUUCCGAGUCUAGGAGGUUUAUACGCCCAUCUUCCUCCUAUGGGAGAAGUCCCAGGCGGAUAUUAUCCCUAUGACACUGCACAAACCCCAACUCCAACCCCUCGGAAUCCUCAUCCUUUUAGCCAGCUACGAGCUGUACAUAGUCCACUCCCCGCCCCAGUGCCCCAGCAUCCGUUCCAUUAUGGGCCUCCAGGGCUUCUUUCUCCUACAUUCUACCCCACUGAAGGCACUGUGGCUCCUCAACCUAUGAGAGCCGAAGUUCAGGAGCAACCGGGAAACUUUGAGCAGGUCCCAGACCUGAACAAACCGUUUAGCACAGUUGCUAUGAGGGAAGAGAUGCCUAUUGGCAGUUCUGUGCAUACUCGUCAGCCACCACACUGGGGCGUUGUCAAGAUAUCAAACAUUCCUUAUUCGGUUACCAGAAAUGAGAUCGCGCAAUUUGUAGGACGCCCAGCGCGCCUUAUCAAAGGAUGCCCAAUCCAUAUUAUCAUGGAGCGCUCGACCGCGAAAACUAUGGACUGUUUCGUUGAAACUGAAACUCCGGAAGCAGCCCAGAGAACAGUUGACCGAAUUAACAGCAUCUAUGAGACUGGCCGAGCACCCCGUCUUGGUCUUCGCCGUGUAGACGUGGAGUCCAGUAACCAAGAUGCGCUCAUGAAAGAUCUCUUUCCGAGGGCCAAGUGCAUCUCCUGGGAAGAUGGUAUGCCUCGAGAACUUCCAAACACUGAUCCAUACUCCACAGGCUUUUCUGGCUUCAUUACUAGUGAAGAGAUCGUUGGGGCUAUUCGCCAUGCUGAAAUUCCUCACCGUUAUCCAUGGUACGCCACAAGGUUGUACACGGUCGAUGAUCGCAAUCAACUAUUUGAGCUGACGAAUCGGCACUUGAUAUCUCUUGCAUCCCGUAUUGACAGAACUCAAACCAUGGGCCUGGACCAAAAUCUGUUGAGAGAUCUUCUUUAUGCUGGAUUUAAUUGUCCAGCCUUCAAUGAACGUCAGAAAUAUACUCUGUGUGUAAAUUCUAACCUUGCACCAGAGAUCGCUAGGUUUCCAGAUAUCAGCAAAUGGUUUCCGUUUGACACUCUAGUGCAGCUGCCCGACUUUAACAAGAAUACACUCAUGUAUUAUGCGAACUUGAUAUCUAGGGGAACGAUCCCCGAUCAUGGGAUCCCCCACCUGACGAACACUUUCCCGCAGGAUAGGGAUGAUCUUCACUCUCCCUACGGUCGUGUGUGGUUUGAAUGGCCCGCAAAUAUCAGUAGAACGGUCCUCUGGGAAACAGCUGUUAGAAUUGAGAUGCAAAUACUAGGCAAUCUUGUCCUCACUGGAUGGGUCACCAAGGAUAAUGAAGUCAAGGCUAGACUGGCAGCUGCGGAACCCUCGUCUUCAACCAGACAUGACACUCGACGCACCCUCAAUGGCUCAGUUGCUAGCUCUGAAGAAGGUCUAGGUGUCCAAACAUCCUCCAGGCUUGAUAUAUUCGCCACCCCAUCGCGCCGUGUGACCGAAACUGGCCCAUCUUAUCGUCCGGAGCGGGAAGCGGGGGAUGAAACUCCACGUCCAUUCAAUGACAGCGAUCAAAGCCCUUGGACCCGUAGGCUUCUCAUAUUCCCUCCAGGCACAGCAAGGGAAGGUUUCCAUUUUGGCCAUCGAAACACAAAGUCCUCUCCAGGUAAUCUCACACCUUCGGGUGUUUAA
Messenger RNA from Aspergillus caelatus, 1755 nucleotides. RefSeq lists its product as uncharacterized. The record is from RefSeq and is a predicted model, not a curated record. Gene Ontology annotation, molecular function: nucleic acid binding. Bases 1 to 1755 code for a protein of 584 amino acids. Lineage: Eukaryota; Fungi; Ascomycota; Eurotiomycetes; Eurotiales; Aspergillaceae. The transcript is spliced from 4 exons.